This is a messenger RNA of Gloeophyllum trabeum ATCC 11539, 841 nucleotides long. RefSeq lists its product as uncharacterized. The record is from RefSeq and is a predicted model, not a curated record. The transcript has 4 exons. Lineage: Eukaryota; Fungi; Basidiomycota; Agaricomycetes; Gloeophyllales; Gloeophyllaceae. The coding region runs from base 1 to 726 and encodes 241 amino acids. Gene Ontology annotation, molecular function: phosphoribosylanthranilate isomerase activity.
AUGCCUGCAGCUGGACGUGUGUACAGUAAGUACCUAAGAGCUGAUGAGGGCGGAGGAGGAGCAGGCCCUGCUGGUGAAGAUUUGUGGGAUCGGGAUCGCGGAGGAGGCGCUGGCGGCUGCGGACACGGGGGCGGAUAUGCUGGGCCUUACCGCCUGAGACGGCGCAGACGAUAUCCGCCAUCCGCUCAAGACGCGCUACUACAUCUCACUCGCCCCUCUCCGCACGAGGAGCGACUCCCCUGGUUCGGUUCACGCAGCACGCCAAGUCUGUAUUCUCGCCCCCCUCGGCCGCGGCCGCUGCUCGUCGACGUCUUCCAGAACCAACCGCUGGUGUAUGUCUUUGUCGCUGUGGCUGCCGCCCAGCUCGACCAGCUGCACGGCUCCGAGCCCGCCGAGGUGUUCCACGUCGGCGCGGAGAAGGGCAGGGACGUGGACGUAGCGGAGAUGAAGAAGGCGGGGCUGCACCAGUUUGUGUUGUCCGAUUCGAUGAGGAGCGGUGGGAUCAGCGGGGGAGCCGGGGGGGACGGCGGCAAGGCGGUGGACUGGGUAUACUCGCGUGAGUCCAGUCGCGGAUGGGGACACGCCGCAGGUACCACGACGACCAACGGGACUCCGGUUGCGCAGAAGCAGCCGUAUUUUGCGAUGCCCAUUAUCCCGGCAGGUGGGCUCACGCCGUUUAAUGUCCACGAAGCGGUGGAGAAGUCAAGUCGUGGGCGGUCGAUGUGAGCGGGGGGAGGAUGGACGGGGCCAGAGAAGGUUAUAAAGGCAGGCGAAGGGCCAGGAGUAAUGUAUUGGAUGUGAAAUUUGUAUGGGUUGUACUGCUAUCAUUAUUCAUUUCUGG